UGAAAGGGAGUGAGCGGAGAGGAGGCGGCCGCGGGGAGCGGACCGAGCUGCCCGAGCCAGCGGCUGCCGGGCGGGCGAGGCGCCCGGGUCAUGGCGCGGCGGGACGGCGGCGGCCGGGCUUUGCCCCGCCUGCUGCUCUGGCUGGCGCUGUGGGGGCUGCGGGGCGGCAGCGGGGCCGGCGCUCUGCUCGCCGGCGGGGCGGCCCUGCCCUUCGCCGCGGGCCCGCCGGCGGCCUGCAGCCCGCGCUGUCAGCACGGCGGGCUCUGCCUGGCCAACGGCACCUGCCUCUGCUCCAAGGGCUACGAGGGCGAGCGCUGCCAGCACGCCACAUGUUAUCCAAAAUGCAAAAAUGGUGGGGAGUGCCUCAGACCUGGAAAAUGCAGAUGCCCACCUGGCUAUGGGGGUAGAUACUGUCAUAAAGUAAGCUGUGAAGGAGGCUGUCAAAAUGGUGGCGAAUGCAUCUCUGUCAAUGGAGUUGUGAAGUGCCUUUGUGCUUCUGGCUGGACAGGAUCAAGAUGCCAAGAAGCAAUUUGUCCUCAAGGUUGUCGGAAUAAUGGAGCUUGUGUGGCUCCUGGGAUUUGUAGCUGUCCAGCUGGAUGGGUUGGUGGAGCAUGUCACUUAGCUGUAUGUAAACUACCUUGUCAACAUGGAGGAAAAUGCAUAGCUCCAAACGUGUGCAGAUGUCGACUGCCGUACUCUGGCCUGCAGUGUACAAAGAAAAGGAAGGAAUGAAGAAAAUCCAGUAAAGUUGAGCUGUCUUUUCUUCAUGUAACUCUUCGUACAGAGAUGAAGUCUGCAGCAGUGCGGGGACCUUAAAACAAAACGUGGCAACCAAUUAAUUUCAGAUAACUUUUUGUCUUCAGUAUAUUAAGUAAGUGCUUUUCUGUAUGAAAGAAAAUUAUAGCUGACUGUAACAAAACUGUUAUAAGUAUCCAAGUGUGUGUAGUGUAUGGCACAUGUUUUCUUCUGUUCUCAUUUUUCUUCUAAGCAGAAGUGUUAUGUCUUGGUUGAUACAGCUGACCUUGAAAUAAAAUUUACUCUUCAAAUAAAGCA
Chroicocephalus ridibundus (black-headed gull) is the source of this 1053-nucleotide messenger RNA. RefSeq names its product von Willebrand factor D and EGF domain-containing protein-like. The record is from RefSeq and is a predicted model, not a curated record. The transcript is spliced from 5 exons. Lineage: Eukaryota; Metazoa; Chordata; Aves; Charadriiformes; Laridae. The coding region runs from base 91 to 732 and encodes 213 amino acids.